Aspergillus nomiae NRRL 13137 is the source of this 498-nucleotide messenger RNA. RefSeq lists its product as uncharacterized. The record is from RefSeq and is a predicted model, not a curated record. The transcript is spliced from 3 exons. Lineage: Eukaryota; Fungi; Ascomycota; Eurotiomycetes; Eurotiales; Aspergillaceae. The coding region runs from base 1 to 498 and encodes 165 amino acids.
AUGGCAGCUGCACGACUGCGCAAGGCAUUUCAUUACCCUGACGAUUCAGGUGAUAAUGAGCAUGAACGCGAAGAGCUAGACGAGGAGGAGCAGGAGUUAGUAAUAAACCGCUUGCGAGUACAAAAUGAUAAGCACAAUGCAGAAUUUACUGUCACCUUCACUGCCAUCCCACUAUUAUCAGUCUCAGUAUUCAUUCCAUCAGUGAUUAAGCAGGGCGCAAGCUUACAGGAGCGUUUCCUCACAUGCUUGGGCAUUCUUUCAUUGAUAACUACGGCAUAUACUAUGAAAUACUUCCCCUUCCAGCACCCAGAUCUGAAGGGCAAAGGAUCUAUGCGAAGUUCAGGUACUAUUAUCACCCACUUUCGGAAGCUUCUUCUCCCUGUGAAUACUGCAAUAUGUGGCAUGUUGCUAUUAGUGUGGCUCUUCACCCCGGUGGAGCCACCUAGCGAUGUACAGCCAAAAGUAUAUUUUGUUCCUGGAGGUGAGUGUUUCUUGUAG